Fopius arisanus is the source of this 7419-nucleotide messenger RNA. It is a transcript of the gene cv-c, whose product is annotated as crossveinless c. Gene Ontology annotation, biological process: regulation of Rho protein signal transduction; actin cytoskeleton organization; signal transduction. NCBI's taxonomy places the organism in Eukaryota, Metazoa, Arthropoda, Insecta, Hymenoptera, Braconidae. The record is from RefSeq and is a predicted model, not a curated record. Gene Ontology annotation, molecular function: GTPase activator activity; lipid binding. The transcript has 13 exons. The coding region runs from base 656 to 6136 and encodes 1826 amino acids.
UCGUCCGUCGCGCCUUCAAGUCGCGUCACCGAGUCCCAACCGAAUAAUCCAAAAGAAUAAUAAACUUUUCGCACCCCGGUUACUUGAGUGUUUACAUUUACCCGCCCAAUAAUCGAUAACCGGUGUUUACCAACGGAUAAUUCCCUCGAUCGAGCCUCAAAAUAUAUACGUCUUUACUAAUUCCAACGUGACGGGAGCAAAUGUCAUGGGCCUACUGUAGAGUCAAGAAUUUCAAACUCACUCUCGAUUUAUCUAUUCUUUUAUCAGUGAAUAAAAAAAACUGACGCUCGCACCCGUAUUAUCUCGUCUGUCACUCGUCUUUUCUUUUUUUUUUUUUGUUUCGUUUCGGUAAACGUACGUGCGGUUUUUCACAUUCUCGAGUGAUUGUAUGGAAGUGUAAUCGUGGGAAGGUGGGGAACUCCACUUCCGUUUUUUUACUGUGAAAUUGUGGUGGUGUUUGUGAUUUUUGGGGCUUUAUCUGGAGGUGUGUGCAGUGAUUUUAUCGCGCAUUUUCUACACUCACUGGAGCCUUUUUAUUUUUUGGAUGAGUCACGUGCACAGCGGUGACAGGUUGAACGUCACCGGGGACUCGUGAUUCCGGUGGUAACGAAGAUGCCUGUUGUGAUGAUUAAAAAAUUGGGGUGAUGUGCAUGCAAUGGAUGGCUCUGAAUGUACGAUCAGGGGCCCUGGGCCUGAUAAAUCAAUGGGGACUGUUGAUUGUCAACUGAAUUUGAAUUCGUCGACCGGAUACAAUUCCUUGGUAAUUGGUGAAAGCGACAAUCAUCAUCAGCCAUGUAAAUCGAAUCACUCCACUUCAUUGCGAACGUUGAAAAAACCAGAUCCUUACAGAGAACUGGAGAUCUACCUGGCACGAGUCAUUGAGGAAAUAGACGAUAUAAUAAUUACAACACCACCAUUGCCGUCUCCGUCUCCUCAGAAGGUUUCCAAACCGGUCCAUCAUCCCGACACAUCAACAUCAUCAACCAUAAAAAUUCACCAAGAUCCUCCCAAUUCCACCAUAAAAGUUACCAAUGAUCUAAAUUCGUCAUGUUUAACCGCACUGCCUCCACUGAAAAUCACCGGAUUACUUCCACCGCCAAAGCCAUCACCAGCCAGUGAUCCCCCAGUGAUUCGAUAUCAAGAUUUACUCCAGGAGUUUGGGAUAUCUGAUGAGAGAAUAACCGACAACUCCACCCCAAAAUGCGGGCAAUCACCGAAAAUCGAGUCCCCCAUCAAUUCCUCCGGCACUUCCACCAGAACAACUGAAGAUUCGAGUGAAAAUUUACUCAACUCUGAUUAUGCAGAGCCCCGUGAUUCCAUCCCAGUUGUCGGUGGAUCUCGUCGAAGAAGUGGAAGUCUUCCUGUAAGUCUCAACGAUACGACAAACAAGGAUUACGAUGGAACAAGCUCUGAUUACGACGAGCCACUGUACAACGAUUCACAAAACGAUUUAAAAAUUCUCGAGAAUCGAAAUAGUUCUAGUCUGCCAAUUGACCUCGAGUGCUCAUCACAAAGACAAUCUAAUUUUAAUGAUUACACGGUGAUUACGAAUGAACGAGAACCAAAGAAACUAGUAGACUUAAGUUUGAGAUUUAAUAGCGAUGAAAUGAGUCAAUCAAACGCUAGAUUACCCCCAAGACAGUCAUCGGAUAAUCGGGAGAGGAGAAAGAAUAUCUCAGUGAGUCCAAUGAGCUUUAGAAAGAGAAGUGGAAAGCACCAGGGGAUCACUGGUGUUGAAUUAACCAGUGGUGCUUUGAGUUCAAUUAAUAAUGAAAAUGAUCUGAUGUUUAUCAACAAUUCAACGAGAUCUGCACCUGUCACUCCCACGGAUGAGAAACGAUUGUUCUCGAGAUUUUUGCCGAAACAUCACAGUCCUCUAUACGAUGAUGAUCAACAAAAGGUGGAGCUCAUUAGAGUUUCAUCUCUCCCGGAACAAACGUUUGAUACACCCAGGGAACAAUUAACCAGUCUGAGGAAAAAUUCCGUGCCGAUUGUGGCGUUGGGAAGGAAGAGAUCGGUAUCACCUGUUACUUUGAGAUCUGAUCUCAUUGCUAAACGGCUGUCUGAGUCAGAUAAAGACGCUGGUAUGAUGUGUUGGAAUAAGGAGAGGAUUUCUUCUGGGACCGGGCUUCAUGGUGGAAUUACCGGUGAGUGUUGGAAUGGACAAAUCGGCGCUGAUAAGUCAAUUGAGGAUAAGGAUGGAAAAGUGGCCGAUGAUGAACGCUCGCCAUCGAUCGCAAUGUCAUUAACAGGUCUCCUGUUGAGGCUUAGAACUGGCACGGGGUCCUGUUGUCCGGCUAGUCCACCAACCGAGUCCUUCACUUGUUCCGAUAUGGCCACUCAAACGUCGCCUGCUAUCUCACGGAGUUCGAGUUUUACGUGGGUCAGCGACGGCGAGUCACCUCGAGAAUCCCGUUUGGAUAUUCAAUCUCUGCAAGACGAAAGUGUCCUGGACCCCUCGGCCCAAGACACCGUUGACGACGACAACCGAUCCUCCUCCUCCUCUCAAGAUUUGCUCCAAAGUAUGGAUGAAAUAUCCUCCGGGAGUAUUUCCCCGGAUACCACCGAUGGCACUUCCCCAUUGGAAAGUGGAAUUGGAACGGCCAGUCCACCGAGGAGUACAGAUCGACGAAUAAUCAACCCGUCGACAGCCAAAUGCCAGAGGAAGGAAACAUGGGAAAAAAUAAGGAGAAGGCCAUCGAAACUCAGUUCACGAUACAAUAAAUCGCGGUCAGCUGAUGUUUGGGUGAAGAGAGAGAGCGUUCACACGCAAACCAAUGAAAAUAUUGAUCAAGCUUUCCAAGAAAAUGAUAGCAGUAGUCAGGAGGAUACUUUACCCAGAACAAAACCAUCGAGAUCGAGUGAUCUGCCUCUCGGUCUGACAAUGACGACCAGUAGCUCACUGAGUUCUGGAGAGAUGCUGGAAUCAUUGCCUCGUGUGGUGUCUUCAUCCUCAGCGGGUUGCUUACAAUUGAAACACGAGCCACUCACCGUGGAAUUGAGCGGAAAGAGUAAUAGCGCACCAUUGUUGGAGAAUAACGAUAAAGCUGAGAAAACUCAACCAAAACAGCGGAUCCAGUACGUGAGGUCGCAGUCCGAGUGCUAUUUAUCUGAGAUCGAAGCUCAGGAAGCUUGCAAAUGGCUGCGGGCAGCUGGAUUUCCUCAAUACGCGCAGAUGUACGAGGAUUGUCAAUUUCCAAUUGAAGUGUCAGGAGUGGCCAAAGACCAUCCAUUUCUCGAAGCUGAUUCACUCCAGAGUCUUUACCGUAGACUUCACGCACUCAAUCGUUGCGCAAACAUGAAGUUAGAUACUCAUCACACCCACCAUCAUCAUAACACGAGCCACAGCAAAAGCUCUAAUCGGGGUGGUGAGGACUCGGACGAAGAUACCCAGUGCGCCCUGAGCGAGAACUGGACCUUCGAGAAGAAAACCCGACGGUGGUCACGGGUUUGUGACGUAACUCAAGCGAAUCUCGAGCGCCUCCAAGCGAUUGCCGGUGAAAUACCGACCGAGGAGGAGUCCCUCGAGGAUCGUCUCGAGGCCGAGGAAGCCUCCGACACAAUGAUGGAUAAUCGUUUUGCUACCUCACCGAAUCCCCUUCCGGAUGACAUGUCACCGAAAUUCCGGAGAACCGGUUCAGAGCGUCUUCGUGAUGGUGCCAAAGCUUUUCUACGGCGCGUCGAAUCUCUGAAGUCACGACGUCGAAAGCGUCAAAACCGAGAGGGAGUCGUGAUAAGUGGUCCCCAGGUUCUCGAUGUCAUGUCAAUGCAGCAAAAGAUGAAGGACCUCAAUUGCGUCGACGUCUCACCCACUGGUAUAUCACCGAUGACCUUUGACCUCCUACCCCCGUCCCCCUUGAACCGUCCUAUUUCACCCUUGACCCUUCCACCCUCGCCCUAUCAUUUACCAGUUCAGACAAAUCUUCCGUUGACCAGCCCCUUCGGCGAUGACUCCUCCAGCUACUGCUCUGACGGUUCCCAGGGUGGUGGACCCACACCGACACUACCUCGCAACAAAAUGAACAAAGCGAGAAAAUUUCUUUAUCGAAAUCGUGAGGAUCAGGGCGCCCUGAGUGACUCUGAGUGUCAGCCAUCGAGCUGGAGGCACAGAUACUUGAAGGACGCCAACAGCAAUCACACAAAAAUAUUUGAGUACGUAAAUGUUCAGCCGCAGACGAAGAAUCAACAUCAGAAUCAGAGCUUGAGUCCGAAGCCAGAGAAGAAAUCUAAGGAGAUCAACACCAGAGGGGGAAGUCUCAAUCUCGGAAAAGACUCGCAGAGAUAUAGAGACAAAUUGUCCAAAGAUGAUAAAUCCUCUAAACGGGAGGAGAAGCUCCACAAGAGCUUUAGACAUGUUCGCGAUGAUUCUUAUAAGGAGUGCAAACAAUUGGCAAAGGAAGUGACUGUGACGGUUUAUCGAGAGAAGUCGAGAUCAAGAAGUUCUGAGUUGGCUAGUCAGGAGAGUAGUUCAACAAUGGCAAGCAGAGAUUCAGAUCAGGAGGAAGAGUCACCGAGACUCAAGAGCAGUGUUGUGAGGUGGCACAGCUUUCAGAGAGGAUCACUCUAUCCUGAACCAUUAGAUCCUUUGUGUCAGAGAGCAAUGGCUUCCAUGUCCUGUGGACAGCUUCUUGUCCUGAGAAAGCUUGCUCUGUUGAAACUUACAGCUUGCAUGGAGCGAUAUUGUCCCACGCAUCGCACAGGCUGGAACUGGGAGCUGCCCAAAUUCAUCAGAAAGAUCAAAUCACCGGAUUACAAGGACAAGACUGUAUUUGGAGUGCCAUUGCUGCUUUCGCUGCAGAGGACAGGGCAGGCUCUGCCCAAAUGCAUGCAGAUUGCUCUGCGCUGGUUGCGAGCCAACGCUUUGGAUCAAAUUGGGAUAUUCAGGAAGAGUGGAGUGAGAUCGAGAAUUCAGAAACUCAAAGCCAUGACUGAGAUUCAAGGGGACAAUAUCAAUUUUGAUGGCCAACAGGCUUUUGAUGUUGCUGACCUCGUGAAGCAGUACUUCAGGGAAUUGCCUGAGGCUCUGCUGACGAAUAAAUUGUCCGAGACUUUUAUUGCUAUCUUUCAGCAUGUCCCUGUGGAACUCAGACCUGAUGCCGUUCAGUGUGUUUUACUGCUGCUACCUGAUGAGCAUCGGGAGGCCCUUGAGACACUUCUCGAUUUUCUUAAUCAUGUCGCCAGCAAUUCACCGUAUAAUCAGAUGACUGCGUCCAAUUUGGCUGUGUGUUUGGCGCCUAGUUUGUUUCACUUCAAUCAUACGAAUUCCAACGUAGCCAAUCGAUCCAGCAGUGUAUCACCAAGAAGGAGGAAAACUGUGGGAAUUCCAGACCAGAGGGAAUUGUCGGAGAAUAAAGCCGCUCAUGAUUGUCUGUUGUAUUUGAUCAAGCUUCAUCGCGAGUUGUUUAUGGUUUCAUCGGAUAUGUUGACUCAGUGUCACUUUAACUACAUGGAAGAGAGCGUUCCUGUGGCCCUCGAGGAGUUGGGAUCGGAGAUGAAGCAGAACUGGAGAGGAUACAUGUACGCUUGUACAACAGCUCUCUUGAAGGAAGCACGUGAGAAAAGUCGGGGAUGGGUGACAGUGAGCAAUCCACCAGAUCCCAGUAUCGAAAUGGCAUACAAAAAAGUGGGCGACGGUCAUCCGCUGCGACUGUGGCGUGUAUCGACUGAGGUAGAGGCGCCCCCCAACGAGCUCCUUCACCGUGUGCUACGUGAGCGCCACAUCUGGGAUUCCCAGUUGCUGAAGUACCGUCUGGUUAAAAAACUCGACUCAGACGCUGAAAUAUUUCAAUACGCAACUGGCAAUAUGAGCCCCCUACCAGCACGUGAUUAUUGCGUUUUACGUACAUGGCGUACUGACCUGCCCAAGGAUGCGUGUGUAAUCGUUGAGACAUCAGUUGAGCAUCCAGACGCACCAGUUCUGCUCGGUGGCACACGUGGUAUCGUUCUGGCUUCGCGUUAUCUCAUCGAAAAAUGCGGAAGUGGAAAAUCCAGGAUUAUGCAUCUGUCUCGGGUUGAUACUAAAGGGAGAACACCAGAGUGGUAUAACAAGAGUUAUGGACACAUUACUGCACUUCACUUGAGCAAAAUACGUAAUUCAUUCAAGCAUACGGCGGAUGGUCCUGAGAGCAAAGUCUGAGACAGGAGUACCGUACAAUGCGCGUCAUUGUACGGUUCACAAAAUUUUGAUAAGGAGUCCAUUACAUCCUCCGAGAGAUCCUCGGACCAGUCGUCAGUGGAGAUGGAUUUGCUGACCGUUCCUCUGUUCAUUGAUGAGUAAUGACUCGACGGGUGUCAGAUCUUCACUAAAUGGUAAUGAAAAAAAAAAGAUUUAUCUUAUCGACAAGCGGGAUUAUAUUAAAUUCAUGUAAUCUCUACGAAGGGGAAUUUUAAUUGAAAUAUUUUGAGUGGAAUGGAAACAAUUAACAACCGGGGAUUCCCCUGUUUUUUUCGACUGCGGCAAAAAUAAAAGUUACAUUACAAAUUAAUUACAGAUGACAUUGGUGUAUUGAAGAGCUUAUUCCCAAAUACUCGAACAAUUAUUUCCAUCUCGAUUAAAAUUCUCGUGAAGCAUUUAUGGACUUUUUGACGUUAGGGUAAAAAAUAAUCGAUAGAAAUAUGAAAUUAUCUAUCGGCAAUGAAAAAUCACCGACUUAUCGUGUUGAAAACUCCACCAAAUUCCAAUUUGUGAACGAAUGAGUAAUAGGUUAUACAUAAUAUCAAAAUACCGCGUGAAUAUAUCUUAUAUUGCCUUUCCGGACCAAAUACAUUUUUUUAUAAUUAUAUUAAAAAUUUGUUCUUCAGAUUAAGAUUAUUACCGAAAUUGCAUAUGUGUGAGAAAGUUGAUGUUUACGUAUGUCUGAGACAAUUAAUUAUUAAAUAAUCGAGUCACUAACCGACUUGAGGUGUAUUGCAUUAAUUCGAGGUACCUGGAAAAUGUUUAUGGGACCACAUGUUUUUUUUUUUACAGUCCCAAUAUAAUAAGAAUGAUUAAUGAGCAAACUAAAUGCCUUAUGCAUAAUAAUCAUGUAACAGACGUCUCUGAAUGUAUUUUAAUCGUAAUACUAGUCACUUACAUGACUUGAGCGCAUAAGAUUUGACAGGAGUUUUUUUUUUUCUUUGAGAAUUAUGUAGUUUUUUCAUUUAGUAGUGAUUAAACGUCGUACGUUGUAGGAGAUGAGACAAUGACAGGAGAAAAAUUAUAUUCAUUAUAUAGUAUAUAUGAAUGUUAUGAAGAAAAUGAUAUUUUUGUGUCAAAUGCCAGUAGAAAAAUCCACAUGUAAGCACGAUAAAAAAGCAGAGUUUAAGUGAAAAAGAUGUGUAUCUAUGUUUUUGAAGUAUGAUCAUCUAUAUUCUUAUAAUAAAUGUUCCAUGAGAUGUAAAUAUGUAUAUUACUUUAUUGUGAAUGACGAAUAUAUUCAU